This is a messenger RNA of Pochonia chlamydosporia 170, 474 nucleotides long. Its product is annotated as transcription initiation factor TFIID subunit 13. Gene Ontology annotation, molecular function: protein heterodimerization activity. The record is from RefSeq and is a predicted model, not a curated record. The coding region runs from base 1 to 474 and encodes 157 amino acids. Gene Ontology annotation, cellular component: transcription factor TFIID complex. Gene Ontology annotation, biological process: RNA polymerase II preinitiation complex assembly; transcription by RNA polymerase II. The transcript is spliced from 2 exons. Lineage: Eukaryota; Fungi; Ascomycota; Sordariomycetes; Hypocreales; Clavicipitaceae.
AUGGAACCACGAGCACGCGCCGGCAAAAAUGUCGGCAAGAUGAACUUUUCCCACAACGAGCUCGCUCAACUCCUCUACGCACACGGCGACGUGAAGAACCCCCUCCCCGAAACGAUCCGCGUCCUGGACGAAAUCCUCACAGACUUCAUGCAAUCCAUCGCCUUUGAAGCCACCCGCGCGGCGCACUACUCGGGCCGCCAGAAGAUCAAGUACGAGGACUUUGAGUUUGCGUUUCGCAAGAACCCUGCAUUUUUGGGGAAGGUGCAGGAGGUGUUUGAGAAGCAGAGGGAGAUUAAGAAGGCGCGUGAGAUUCUGAGGGAUGGGGAGGACGAGAUCAUGAAGGAUGCGGCGGAUGAGGAGAAGAGGAGGGAGAAGGAUGGGAAGGGUGGUGGGAGUGGGAGUAAGGAGGAGGAGUUGGGGGAGGCGGAUGAUGAUGCGGAGGCGGAGAUGGAUGCUUUGGGGAAGAAGAGGUGA